AUGCCUACUGAGGUUGACAGUGAUGGCCUGCUAAACGAACGGGCAUGCCGUUGUAAGAAAGGAUCUUUCAAGCGAAAGUAUCCUCUGAAUAUUAAUGGUCGACAGCAUGACAUUUCAGUUAGCGGGCGCGCUGAGCCUGUCAAUGGGAAAGCGGCGAAUACUGAAGGACUCGCCUCUGCGGCCAUGAAAUAUGCGCCCCCGUUUGGCCUUCGUAGGUCGGAUCUGGUCUCGUUACCAAUUGUGGACUGGGUCAUUCGCACCGGCCACCAUUAUCCCAUCGCCCAUUUGGAGCUAUCCUACAAUUUACGUGCUUCCACACACAAUCAAAACAUCCUGCCCCGUGACGGUGAAGUCGAUACAGCCAUUGCCAUCCUCGCCGACGUCAAUCUCCCCAGUUACGCUCCCCCCACACGUCCCCGAUGUGCUCGUAAAGAGUUGGACAGUGCAAGAAAAUGUGUCCAAGCUGAUGAACAAGGACGCUUGGUCGCUCCCCCGUUGGAAGCAUUGCUGAUGACUGGCUUGGAGGUUGAAGGUGACACUCGGAGUGCCGCCACAGUUUGCAGAGGUGUCGAGGUCAACGUAGGCGGCGGAAGUAGUGCCUGCGUGGAUGAUGGCAGCGGAAAGCAACGACAGGACGUGGAAUCGCAUGGUAGAGAUCUGUAUACACGACCAUGGUCAUGGGCAGAUCUUGUCCGAAAAACAAGAUGGAUACAAUACCUGGUCAAGUGUCUGGUGGUGCAAGAGGAUGCGCGAGAGCUCUUGCAGGGACUUCCGAAAAAUAACACUUUCAGAGGGUCUACAUUCAGAACCUCAGCGAUAUUUGUUGUGGACCGAGGAGUGUAAGACAACGGGAAUGGAGGUCCUGAGCCAACCUUCGAGGGGAUAAACCAGAACAGUCGAUCUCUGAACGGUGCUGCAUUCCAAAUAUGAUGUUUUCGGCACACUCGCGGAGAUGGCAGAUGCCUUUCCGGCAGCAUGGGC
Messenger RNA from Stereum hirsutum FP-91666 SS1, 981 nucleotides. RefSeq lists its product as uncharacterized. Bases 1 to 843 code for a protein of 280 amino acids. The transcript has 8 exons. The record is from RefSeq and is a predicted model, not a curated record. NCBI's taxonomy places the organism in Eukaryota, Fungi, Basidiomycota, Agaricomycetes, Russulales, Stereaceae.